AUGCAGGAAGCCCUUGAUCUAGUUCCAGAGAGGCGUGGAUUCACUUGGUUUCUUCAACUGGGUGAAAACAAAAGCUAUGUGGCACGAUUGGCGCCGUCAGCAGUGGGUAUUAUGGGAUGGGGUGACGGGGCGGUGGUGGAAGUGGUAGAAGGCACGACAUUGACCCUGGAGUGUGUGGUGACUGAUGGCCGCCCUCCUCCACAAGCUGCUUGGUACAGGGCCGGCCUACAGGUGGAUCCAGCUAUCCAGGUAGACAGAAUCGAGCCUUCAACCUCACCUAGAAGAUGGACUGUAACGAGCCAGUUGAGAGUCACCGCUCUGGCUGCUGACGACGGUAGACUGUUCUCCUGUCAGGCCGUUCAUCCCACGCUGGAGAACGGCCCUACCUCCCUCGUCGCCUCCGUCACCCUCUCUGUGUUGCACACACCAGGACCUCCCAUCAUCACAGGAUACGACCCCUCAGAAGUCCUAUUAGCUGGAGAAAGAAGAACUCUCUCAUGCAAGUCGUCCGGGGGUAAUCCACGACCCUGGGUGUUGUGGUACCGCCAGGGACGACUACUAGACGACACCACGACCACCCUACGUGCUGGCGGUGGCGUGGACGACCUGGAGGAGGUACAAGGGGUGGUGAACGACCAUGAGUUAGCGGUGACGCCAGGGGAGGACGGGGCCGUGUAUGAGUGCCGGGUUACCAGCGAUUUACUGGAGUUUCCCCUCACGUCUAAUGUUACCCUCACUGUCUACUGGGUAUAA
This is a messenger RNA of Homarus americanus (American lobster), 753 nucleotides long. RefSeq names its product synaptogenesis protein syg-2-like. The record is from RefSeq and is a predicted model, not a curated record. Bases 1 to 753 code for a protein of 250 amino acids. The transcript is spliced from 5 exons. Gene Ontology annotation, molecular function: cell adhesion molecule binding. Gene Ontology annotation, cellular component: cell-cell junction. Lineage: Eukaryota; Metazoa; Arthropoda; Malacostraca; Decapoda; Nephropidae. Gene Ontology annotation, biological process: cell-cell adhesion.